GAACAAUAAGCCCGCCAAAUCCACACACAACAGAGAGACAGGACACAUCAUGCUCUUCUCUCUCUCCCCUCCUAUGGCCGCUAAUCUCUGCGGUUGGACCCUUCAGUCUCCAUCUCUCUAUAACUUUAGACGACCAACGGUCAGAUCUUCCUUCAUACGGUCUUCGUCUUCAUCAUCCUCAUCUUCCAAUGGCAAUCUUCCCAUUAAAGAAUCCUUCUCUGGGGAGUCUGAAGCAGAUGUUGUGGUUAUUGGAAGUGGUAUAGGGGGAUUAUGUUGUGGUGCAUUGUUAGCUAGAUAUGGUCAGGAUGUGCUUGUAUUGGAGAGUCAUGACCAGCCCGGUGGCGCGGCUCAUUCCUUUGAGAUCAAAGGGUACAAGUUUGACUCAGGCCCUUCUCUAUUUUCUGGUUUGCAGUCUCGAGGUCCUCAAGCUAAUCCACUUGCUCAAGUUCUUGAUGCUUUAGGGGAAUCACUUCCAUGUAGCAAAUAUGAUUCUUGGAUGGUCUACUUACCAGAAGGGGACUUCUUGUCACGCAUAGGCCCUACGGAUUUUUUUAAGGAUUUAGAGACAUAUGCCGGUCCAAGCGCAGUCCAGGAGUGGGAAAAGCUUCUUGGAGCAAUACUCCCUCUGUCUUCUGCUGCAAUGGCGUUACCACCGUUGUCUAUUCGCGGGGAUCUUGGUGUUCUCUCCACUGCUGCUGCUAGAUAUGCUCCUUCCCUUUUAAAAUCUUUCAUCGCAAUGGGUCCUAAAGGGGCAUUGGGCGCCACAAAGCUUCUCCGCCCUUUCUCGGAGAUCGUUGAUUCUUUGGGGUUGAAAGACCCUUUUAUACGAAACUGGAUUGAUCUUCUCGCAUUCCUUCUCGCAGGGGUCAAAUCUGAUGGCAUACUCUCAGCCGAGAUGAUCUACAUGUUUGCGGAAUGGUACAAGCCAGGUUGCACAUUGGAGUACCCAAUUGAUGGAAGUGGUGCAGUUGUUGAAGCUCUUGUCCGUGGCUUAGAGAAGUUUGGGGGACGUCUCUCUCUUAAAAGCCAUCUCGAGAAUAUUGUCAUCGAGAAUGGUAAAGCUGUUGGAGUCAAGCUAAAGAAUGGCCAAUUCAUUCGAGCUAGAAAAGCGGUGGUUAGCAAUGCGUCGAUGUGGGACACGUUAAAGCUCUUACCUCCAGGAGCUCUCCCAGAUUCAUACGUUAAAGGUGUGAACACGACGCCCCAAUGUGAAUCAUUCAUGCAUCUUCACUUGGGAUUCGACGCAGAGGGAAUAGCAGAUGAUCUUGAGAUUCAUCACAUUGUUGUGAAUGACUGGGACCGCGGUGUGGAUGCUGACCAGAAUGUGGUUCUGAUAUCAGUCCCUAGUGUUCUUAGCCCGAACCUUGCGCCACCAGGAAAACAUGUUUUGCAUGCUUACUGUCCUGGAACCGAACCUUUCAGUCUCUGGGAAGGUCUUGACAGGAGAAGUGCCGAGUACAAGAAUCUCAAAUCCCAACGGUCUGAGGUGAUGUGGAGAGCAGUGGAGCGGGCAUUAGGGCCCGGGUUCAAGAGAGAAAAGUGCGAGGUGAGUUUGGUUGGAACACCAUUAACGCAUCAGAGGUUUCUAAGGAGGAAUAGAGGAACGUAUGGGCCUGCCAUAGAGGCUGGGAAAGGUACGUUUCCUGGCCAUUCCACUCCUAUUCCGCAGCUUUUGUGCUGCGGUGACUCGACCUUUCCCGGGAUUGGAGUUCCUGCAGUGGCAGCUAGUGGCGCCAUUGUGGCGAAUUCCCUUGUUCCUGUUUCUAAGCAUUCUGAGCUUCUUGAUGCUAUUGGCUUGUAGAAAGUUAUGCUAUUGAUUACCAUAUAUGUAUGUUUCGUCUAGUAACAUGUUUUCAUACUAUACUACCGAAGCUAGCAGUUUCGCGAUAGCAUUAGUGGAUUAUUUACCGUAAUGAUUGUUAGUGGGAUAUGAUAUCCCGGAUAUCUAAACAUAUUUAUAUCUUUCGAAUCUA
Camelina sativa (false flax) is the source of this 1973-nucleotide messenger RNA. RefSeq names its product prolycopene isomerase, chloroplastic. Gene Ontology annotation, biological process: carotenoid metabolic process. Gene Ontology annotation, molecular function: oxidoreductase activity. Lineage: Eukaryota; Viridiplantae; Streptophyta; Magnoliopsida; Brassicales; Brassicaceae. The record is from RefSeq and is a predicted model, not a curated record.